Molecule: messenger RNA, 444 nt
Organism: Knipowitschia caucasica
Lineage: Eukaryota; Metazoa; Chordata; Actinopteri; Gobiiformes; Gobiidae
Source: the annotation of a GenBank genome assembly
AUGCCACUAAAGCUUCCGUCAGGAGCAGUGGUCGCUGUAGUACAGCACCGGGGGGUGUUGGGGGGGUGGGGUGUUUGGGGUGGUGGGUGGGGGAUGUGGUGGGGGGGGGUGGGGGGGUGGGGGGGGGUGGUGGGGUUGUGUUGUGGGUGGGUGUUUGUGGGGUGGGGGUGGGGGGGUGGGUAUUGUUUUUUGUGGGGGGGGGGGGGGGGGGGGGGGGUUUGGGGUGGUGGGUGGGGGGGUGUGUUUAUAAUAGGGUGGUUUGGUGGGGAUUUGGGGGGGGAAAGUAAGUAUUGGGGGGGGUGGGUUUGUGGGUUGUUUUUGGUUUGUUUGGUGGGGGGUUGGGGGGUGGGUGGGGGAUGUGUGAGUUUUGGGGGGUGGUUUGGUGUGUGUGGGGGGGGGUGUGUGGGGGGGUGUGGGGGGUUGGGGUGGUGGGGGGGGGGUUGA